AUGACGUACACAAUUGUUUUCGCGAUACUCUCGGUGGCCGCCGCUAAACCUAAGCCGGGCGGUAUUAUUGAUGACUGGGGAGCACCUUCAAGCGUUGUUGCCCACAUUUAUGCCAAAAGUCGUUCAACCUAUUACUGCACUUGUUCCUACCCUGUAUCGUAUGUCCACCAGCUACCAUCAGUGAGUUACGUGCACCAGCCCGCAGUGGCGGUCGCUCAGCCCGUGGCGGUCGCUCAGCCGGUGGUGCACGCCGCUCCCGUGGCCGUCGCCAAGCCCGCCACCAGCUACGCUUCAUUCCAACAGAUCGUGCACCCAGUGCAAGUAGCCCAGCAAGUUGUCCACGCUGCUCCUGUGGUCUCACAGCCAGUCGUCCACGCCGCCCCUGUGGUACAAACCGUUGCCCAGCACGUGGUCGCCCAGCCCGUGGUCCAUGCCGCCCCAGUAGUCCAGGCCUAUGCCCAGCCUGUAGUUCAGAAGUAUGUGUCUGUGGGAUCUUACGGCGGUUCCUACGGGGGCUACGGACACGGAUGGUAAACGAUGACGUAAUGACGUCACAAGUGUAAAUAUUUUUUUGUUCUAGCGUUAAGAUUUUGUCCGUAUUGUUGAUGUGGUGCAAAUAAAGGUUAUCAGUACUGAAUAUUCGUUUUAUUUUGUUUUCAUUUCUUUUAAAUAAAAAUGUAAAGUUUUUUUUCUAUAACCUUUAAAAUAAAUGCUCGACUGAAUUAACAUAUUUCGCACCCUAUCUAGGUUAAGUAAAUGUUUCCCAAAUUCUUUCGUAGUAUAACGAAGCCAAAAUUCCAUUUUUAUUGACAAGCUAUCUACGCGUCAAGCCCUAAUUGACGUAAAGAAAAUGUUAAGUUAUAAUGAAGCUACCGUCAACAUGAU
Molecule: messenger RNA, 885 nt
Organism: Trichoplusia ni (cabbage looper)
Lineage: Eukaryota; Metazoa; Arthropoda; Insecta; Lepidoptera; Noctuidae
Product: cuticle protein 16.5-like
Exons: 4
Coding region: 1-534 (177 amino acids)
Source: RefSeq, a predicted model, not a curated record